This is a messenger RNA of Radiomyces spectabilis, 1317 nucleotides long. Its product is annotated as stearoyl-CoA desaturase. Lineage: Eukaryota; Fungi; Mucoromycota; Mucoromycetes; Mucorales; Radiomycetaceae. The transcript is spliced from 4 exons. The record is from RefSeq and is a predicted model, not a curated record. Gene Ontology annotation, cellular component: endoplasmic reticulum membrane. Gene Ontology annotation, molecular function: iron ion binding; stearoyl-CoA 9-desaturase activity. The coding region runs from base 1 to 1317 and encodes 438 amino acids. Gene Ontology annotation, biological process: unsaturated fatty acid biosynthetic process.
AUGUCUACCACUACUACGACAGAGGCAGAAAUUGUGUAUGCCUAUACGCGAUCGGAAUCGCGAAAGGAGCCUGUCCUGACAACUAACAUGCCUCCCCUGUUUGACGAGCCGACCACUUUGACCAAUUUUCAUAAGCACGUCAACUGGCCACAAAGCAUCUUGUUGCUCAGUACUCCUCUCAUUGGUCUCUAUGGAGCCUUCACCACCGAAUUGAAGACCAAGACUUUGAUUUUUUCCAUCAUUUAUUAUUUCGUUACUGGCCUCGGUAUUACAGCAGGCUAUCAUCGUCUGUGGGCUCACCGCUCAUAUCAAGCUACACUUCCUGUGAAAUGGCUUUUGUGCCUUGCAGGUAGUGGUGCCUUUCAAGGCUCGAUUCGAUGGUGGUCUCGCGGCCAUCGAGCUCAUCACCGAUGGACAGACUCUGAUAAGGACCCCUAUGCCGCUCCCCGUGGCUUUUUCUUUUCCCACUUUGGCUGGAUGCUUGUGAAUCGUCCCAACACUCGCAUUGGUUAUGCUGAUGUCGCUGAUCUUAAGGCUGAUCCCAUUAUCAAAUUCCAACACAAGUACUACUUGUUCUUUGCCUUUGGUAUGGCUUUCCUGUUCCCCACCUUGGUAGCCGGUUUGUUGUGGGAUGACUUCAGAGGAGGAUUUUUUUACGGUGGUGUUAUUCGUCUUGUUGCCAUCCAUCAUGCUACAUUUUGUGUCAACUCACUUGCUCAUUUCUUGGGUGAACAAACAUUUGAUGAUUUCCAUACGCCCCGUGACCAUUGGAUUACUGCUUUGGUGACAUGCGGUGAAGGUUACCACAACUUCCAUCACGAAUUCCCCCAGGAUUACCGUAACGCUAUCAAGUUCUAUCAAUACGAUCCUACCAAAUGGCUUAUCAAGGGAUUGUCGCUCUUCGGUUUGACAUACGAUCUCAAGAAAUUCCCCAGCAACGAAAUCAAGAAGGGCCAGAUCCAAAUGGCUGAAAAGAAGUUAUUGGCUGAGAAGCGUCAAUUAACCUAUGGUACCCCGUUGAAGGAUCUUCCGAUCUACACUUGGGAAGAAUUCCAAACAUUGGUCAACAAACACAACAAGCAAUGGAUUCUUAUUGAAGGUAUCUUGUACGAUGUGGAGCACCUUGAUCAUCCUGGAGGUGACAAGUAUAUUACCGCUGGUAUUGGCAAAGACGUGACUACGUCUUUCAACGGAGGUGUCUACAACCAUUCCAAUGGCGCACGCAAUCUUUUGACAAGCAUGCGUGUCGGUGUCUUGAAGAAUGGUAUGGAGCUGAUGGUCGAAGACCCUGUCACCGAAAACAAGAAAUCCCGAUAA